AUGGUGAGGAGAAGGCGAGCUGGUGCCAUGGGCACAUCCAUCUUCCCGUGCCUCUUUGGCAUCCUGCUUACCAGGUGCUCCCCAGCAGGGUGUGCUGGGGGGAGUGACUCUGCAUCCCACAGCACAGCCAGCACCACAGACAAACCCAUCCUGUUAGACAACGUCCCAGAUGCUGAAGCCUUCAUCAGUGGUGCAGAGGUGGCAGUCAUUGGAUUCUUCCAGGACCCGCAGAGCCCCGGAGCGGAGCAGUUUCGCCGGGCGGCCGGACAGAUCGCGGAGGUGCCGUUCGGGCUCAGCAGCAGCGCGGCCGUGCUGUCGCACUACGGCGCCGCGGAGAACACGGUGGUGCUGUUCCGCACGGUAGACAAUGACCGGCGGGAUCUGGACAUGAGCAGCGGAGAGGUGGAUGCCAAGAAGCUGACCCGCUUCGUUCGCAUGAACGAGCUCCGCCUGGUGACAGAGUACAACCCUGUGACAGCAAUAGGUGUGAUGCAGAGCUCUCUGCAGUUUAACCUCCUCCUGAUCACGGACAAGAUGUCUCCAAAGCACCCCGAGCGAAUGCGCAAGUUCCGGGCGGCAGCAGAGCUCUACAAGGGCAAGAUCCUCUUUAUCCUGUUGGACAGCAAUUUGGAGAGCAAUGAACGAGUACUGUCGUACUUCCAGCUGAAGAAGUCCCAGCUGCCAGCUCUGGCUAUAUUCCACACCCCAGAUGAUGAGCACGAAGUGGUGGCUGUGGAUGACAUCUCCAUUGAGCGUGUUCAGGACUUCUGUAACCGUUUCCUACAAAGAAUGCCAAAGAAAGAAGACAAAUCUGAGGAGAAGCCCCUCAAUGAAGAACUCUGA
This is a messenger RNA of Agelaius phoeniceus (red-winged blackbird), 843 nucleotides long. It is a transcript of the gene ERP27, whose product is annotated as endoplasmic reticulum protein 27. The record is from RefSeq and is a predicted model, not a curated record. Gene Ontology annotation, cellular component: endoplasmic reticulum. NCBI's taxonomy places the organism in Eukaryota, Metazoa, Chordata, Aves, Passeriformes, Icteridae. Gene Ontology annotation, biological process: response to endoplasmic reticulum stress; protein folding.